GCAGACAUGGCUGACGGGCCGGUUGCUCAGUUGCUUUUGCAGCGGCUGGAGGGCGGCGAUGGCGGCCUGGACAGCCUGGAGCUGGCAAGCGCGCUGGGCCUGGAGCACCAGGUCGUGGUCGGCGCCGUCAAAAGCCUGCAGACGCUGGGGGAGGUCAUUGAAGCUGAACUCCGUUGUACCCAGCGAUGGGAGCUUACACCUGAGGGCCAGGAGAUGGCCCAGAAUGGCAGCCAUGAGGCCAGAGUCUUUCACAGCCUGCCUCCUGAGGGUCUGGUGCAGAGUGAACUCAUGAAACUGCUCAGUGGGAAGGUGGGCUUCAGCAAGGCCAUGUCCAACAAGUGGAUCCGUGUAGACAAAAAUGCGCCUGGUGGGCCCCGGGUGUUCCGUGCUGUGGACAGUGUGGAGGACUUGGUGCAGGCAAAACUGCAGCUGGUACAGGAUGGGGAAGCUGAGCGUCUGAGUGAAAAGGAGAGGAAUGAACUGAAGAAAAGGAAGCUGCUGUCCGAAGUGACCCUGAAGACCUAUUGGGUGAGCAAGGGGAGCACCUUUAGCACCAGCAUCUCCAAGCAGGAGGCUGAACUCAGCGCCGAGAUGAUCUCCAGUGGCUCCUGGCGGGAUGUGAAAUUCAAAGCAUACAACUUUUCAUCAAAAGGUGUCAUACCAGAGGGGGGUCACCUUCACCCGCUGAUGAAAGUUCGCACACAGUUCCGGCAGAUCUUCUUGGAGAUGGGCUUCACAGAAAUGCCAACCGACAACUUCAUCGAGAGCUCCUUCUGGAACUUUGAUGCCCUCUUCCAGCCCCAGCAGCACCCAGCCCGAGACCAGCAUGACACCUUCUUCCUCAAGGACCCAGCACAGACCCUGGAUUUUCCCAUGGGUUAUCUGCAGCGUGUGAAGCAGACUCACUCUCAGGGUGGCUACGGCUCUCAGGGCUACAAAUAUGACUGGAAGCUGGAGGAGGCCCAGAAAAACCUUCUACGGACACACACUACAGCUGCCAGUGCCCGGGCACUCUAUCGCCUUGCCCAGCAGAAGCCCUUCUCCCCAGCCAAGUACUUCUCCAUUGACCGGGUUUUCCGUAAUGAGACGUUGGAUGCCACCCAUCUGGCUGAGUUCCACCAGAUUGAGGGUGUAGUAGCUGACUGUGGCCUCACCCUAGGCCAUCUUAUGGGCAUCCUCAAAGAGUUCUUCAUCAAACUUGGCAUUACAAAUGUGCGCUUCAAACCAGCCUACAACCCCUACACUGAGCCCAGCAUGGAGAUCUUCAGCUACCAUCAAGGUUUGAAGAAGUGGGUGGAGGUGGGGAACUCAGGAGUCUUCCGGCCAGAGAUGCUGCUGCCCAUGGGCCUGCCUGAGGAUGUGUCUGUCAUUGCCUGGGGCCUUUCCCUGGAGAGACCUACUAUGAUCAAAUAUGGCAUCAGUAAUAUCCGAGAAUUGGUGGGACACAAAGUGAACCUGCAGAUGGUGUACGACAGCCCGUUGUGCCGCCUGGACACCUAGUCCUUGCAUACUCACAAACUGGAUCUCCUUACCCCAUGUGUUCAUGUAGUGCUCGUUCAGUCUCUGCUUGGAUACCUGCAUCUGGACCUUGGGCCCUUCCGACUUCCCUGAGUAUCUGGAGCCAACCUGGGCCCCGCCUUGUACUAUCAUCUUUCACUACCCAGACACCUAAAUAUGUGGAACUUAGCAGGGCUACACCCUCCACCUGCCCAACACUCCCUUGCAUAUUUAUCUUCUGAAAAUCCAAGCCUAGACUUUCCCCCUCCUUAUCCUGGUUUACUUCCCAGGGCAUCCUUCCUCCUCAUUGUAGGGCUGGACCCCAGAGCAUGUCCACCUGAGCCAGAGUCUAUUUCAUACCUUCUCCUAAACUGACAUCCGUCCACACUUUCCAGGUCAACAACCAGACAUCUGUUCCUGAAUAAAGUAGUUCUGAUUCCUUUGCCUAGUA
Messenger RNA from Vombatus ursinus (common wombat), 1948 nucleotides. It is a transcript of the gene FARSA, whose product is annotated as phenylalanyl-tRNA synthetase subunit alpha. Gene Ontology annotation, cellular component: phenylalanine-tRNA ligase complex; cytosol; cytoplasm. The transcript has 13 exons. Gene Ontology annotation, molecular function: tRNA binding; phenylalanine-tRNA ligase activity; ATP binding. NCBI's taxonomy places the organism in Eukaryota, Metazoa, Chordata, Mammalia, Diprotodontia, Vombatidae. Gene Ontology annotation, biological process: phenylalanyl-tRNA aminoacylation. The record is from RefSeq and is a predicted model, not a curated record. The coding region runs from base 7 to 1500 and encodes 497 amino acids.